Contarinia nasturtii (swede midge) is the source of this 3130-nucleotide messenger RNA. RefSeq lists its product as uncharacterized. NCBI's taxonomy places the organism in Eukaryota, Metazoa, Arthropoda, Insecta, Diptera, Cecidomyiidae. The record is from RefSeq and is a predicted model, not a curated record. Bases 730 to 2379 code for a protein of 549 amino acids. The transcript is spliced from 4 exons.
GAAUGUUUGUUUUUUUUUCCAAUAGGAAAAUGGCGAAUCGCUUCAAGCCAUCCAUACCAGCGAAGGGAGAAACGAAGGAUGAGAUUACGACGAUCAAAUGUGCGCUGAAGACAAUCAUUCGCCCACAAUUCCAGCAAGCAUUGAUGAGCAAAAUAACGGACCUGAGUUUGCAAGCCACUUCAAUUUCCUUUUUGGGCUCAUUACUGUUCUUGUUCGAGGUGCAAAAGGCGUACGAGCAUAGGCCUUGAGAAUAAUGAUUUCGCAUUCUUUGGUGGAAGUGGAGAAAAAAAGAUCCAACUCUGCUUUAACCAAGUGCUAUGGCAAAACAAUCAGCCACCGAAACCGAAAAAGUCGACGUACAGACCACGAGGAAAAAAGCCACGAGGACCACGACCAGAGCUGCCAGCUAUCGACCCUGAAUUCAAAGCAAUUGUCGAAGGUCUUGACGACUAUCAUCGUAUCGAUUGGCCCAACAACAAUGAUUUCAGCAAUGGCCUAAAGCAUUUGACCAAUCAAUACACAGACAACGUCGUCACCAACUCAACAACGCAUGCUGACAAACACAUCACCCAGUACUUGAGACUGAAAGUGUUCGAAUUGAACACAGACGGAGAAGAGGACGCAGAGAAAUUUUUGCCAAGUGACAUCGAAAGUGUUGUAAAACUGAUCAUCAAAGAAAAAAACAUCAGAGUGCCAAUUCACGAUCCAAACAAACUCGAACGGUGUGGCAUGUUGUAUGACAUGGUGAACGACUUGAAUGUGUUUCCAGAAAUCGAUCUGCAUGACCUCACGACUGACGAAAAACAUUGGUUUAAGGCCAUGCCAAUGUUCCUAUCUAUGCAACGUGAGAUAGAAGAGUAUAACUUGGAGUGGCCACAUCAGCACCGAUCCAAACGAAAGAAAAGAAAGCGCAAAAAGUCAAAGCGUCGCCCCAAGCGCAAACAAAUGCUCGACGAUCUAAAGUUUCGGCCAUUCAUCCGGAAUUUAGUAGUGGUGCCGAUGUGUGAUUUUCGCCGAAAGCACUUCAAAAUCGAUUGUUCAAGCAUGCACCAGGUGUUGUCUUCGCAAAAAUUGCUACCGAAAGUGGAAGUUGAAAACAAAAACGGAACAACAAGCAUGGUAAUUCUUCCACAAAAGGGUUUCAACGAUGCGCGUGAUCAUUGGUGGAAUCAGUAUUUCUACAUGCGGAAAAUUCGGCGAUUCGUGCGUGGAAAAAAGAAGUUUGAUUUUUCUAUAAACACCGAUGGAAUCGCUGUGUCUCUGCAAUACUCGGCCAAAAAGAAGACGAAUAACACAGAAUACGACCGUUCUCGCAUCGUUGAAAUGAUUUUGGAUGGCAAAUUCGAAAAUUUUGCAGGCGUUGAUACAGGCUUGAAAAGUUGGAACACCACAGUGACACACAACAUUAUAACUGGCACCGAAACCAACUUUGUGAUGUCGAGCAAGCAGUUCCACUGGCAGACUGGUCAAAAUGUGCGAAAUGCCAAAGCAAAGCGUUGGACCAAAGCUUUCAUCGAAGAGGAGCGCCGAGACAGAGAAAAUCGUGAGCUGUACCCAGUGAUGCCAUCGCCAAAAGGAUCAUACUGGCUGAACUACAUCAAGCACCGAGUCAAAAUGAUGAAGCAUGGGAUCUGUGCUUACUCGACUGCCAAGUACACUCGACUCGCCUUGGACAAACACAUCAAAAGCAGUAGUGUUGUCGACAAUUGGGUGGAAAAGGUUACCGAUAAGCAAUCGACAUUGUUUCUUUUUGGUGCUGAUGGGGAAGUACCACCUGACAGCCGAAUAAGUAUCAAAAAGCACGUGCGGUGUCCAGGGGUUCGUUUGACUUUGAGGUCAAUAAAGAAACGUCGAGAUUGUGCCAUAGAGCUGGUGGACGAAUGGGGAUCAUCUCAAACAGACGCAAGAUGUAUGAAGCGAUUCCAAAACCAGCCCAAAUCGGCCAGAUUCAAGAAAUGCCGGUGCAUACCCGACGCCAGAACAUUGCUGCCAAUAAAAAUUGUGUCAAAGUUGGGCAAGAAGGAUCUAUCGGAAUUUCGAUUGUUGCAACGCGCCAUGAACGAAGCAUUGGAAGAAAACGAGCCUUUAUUGUCAAAAGUAAAAAGUUACUAUAAAAACUGGCAAUUAAACCUCGAAUGCUCUGUGACUUGGCAUCGUGACGUCGUGGCUGCUAAGAACAUUCUGCUGAAAGGACUAUGGACAUUGCUAGGACUUCCGAUACCGGAUGCGAUCAAUAGAUAUAAAGCCCGCGAUGCUGUCGCUGAGGCCGCCGAAGUAGCCGCUGAUGUCGCUGAAGCAGCUGCUGCUGCUGCCGCCAACGUAGAUAAUGAUGUAGAAAUGUUCGAGUACGACCAGCAGCCAGCUGAUCAUGCUGUCUGAUCAGCACAACGCAAACAAAAAAAAACAAUUGUAACAUUAGUUAUUAAGGCUAUCCCGACCAUGUGGGUUGACACCCCAUUUGGUUGUUGUUGACUGCGCAGGAGUACAAAUGGGGCGUUUUUUCUUUGUAAGUAACAUUCAAUUUUGAAAACAGUUUUUUGCUUCGGGAAGCGUGACCAUCAGUCGAUGCUUUGUGUAAAUGUCAUGAUUUGUCUUAGAAUUUUUUGCACUUUUAAUUAACGACUACCAUUUUUUUAUUUUCAGAUAUGAGAAACACCCUAGUGUAUACUGAACAAAACUAUGGUCAUUUUGAACUCGAGCUAUAGCAAUGUUUGCUUAAAAAUUACUGAAAAUACACAAUCUGACGCAAAUAUGAUAAACAAUUUCAAUUGAAAGAGGUGUUAAUCGGUAUAUAAAUAAAGAAAAAAAGGUUGUAUUUUAAAUGCGUCCGAUAUUUAUUCAUUAAAAUUUCGACAAAUUUCAUCAUUUAUAAUUGUUCCGAUAUUGUUUAAAGUAAUGGACACACUUUUAAAGGCCAUAUUCAACCAUUAAAAAAAGAAAAUUAAACUUGAUAAAAAAAAUAUGAGAAUUAAACAUGUUCAUAAGGGGGUGGAAGAAGAUUUUCGCUGUUCUUGUGAAGUACUUUCAUUAGCGUUUGUGACAUGUAGUAUGGCCUUUGCUCACUUCCAUCGUUUCGUUCGAUGUCUUCCACUGAAAAGAAAAAGUAAUAAAAAGAACGCACAAAAAAUUA